Messenger RNA from Amblyraja radiata (thorny skate), 883 nucleotides. RefSeq names its product histone H2A.Z. NCBI's taxonomy places the organism in Eukaryota, Metazoa, Chordata, Chondrichthyes, Rajiformes, Rajidae. Gene Ontology annotation, molecular function: DNA binding; protein heterodimerization activity; structural constituent of chromatin. The transcript has 5 exons. The record is from RefSeq and is a predicted model, not a curated record. Gene Ontology annotation, cellular component: nucleosome. The coding region runs from base 103 to 489 and encodes 128 amino acids.
CCCGCCCCGCUCGGGGCUGGGUAUAAAUAGGGCGGGCGGCGCAGAGGCGGGAGCGCAGAGCGUUUGAAAAUAAACCGGCGGAGCGCGGCCUGACACGCGGCAAUGGCUGGCGGAAAAGCGGGUAAAGAUUCGGGCAAGGCGAAAACUAAAGCGGUUUCCCGCUCGCAGCGAGCCGGGCUGCAGUUUCCGGUCGGUCGGAUCCACCGGCACCUGAAGUCGAGGACGACGAGUCACGGGCGGGUGGGAGCGACGGCGGCCGUUUACAGCGCGGCCAUCCUCGAGUACCUGACCGCCGAGGUGCUGGAGCUUGCAGGAAAUGCAUCCAAAGACUUGAAGGUGAAGCGCAUCACCCCUCGCCACUUGCAGCUUGCAAUCAGAGGAGAUGAGGAGUUGGACUCUUUAAUCAAGGCCACCAUUGCAGGGGGUGGUGUAAUUCCACACAUCCACAAAUCUCUAAUUGGCAAGAAGGGACAGCAGAAGACUGUUUGACGAUCAAAUGCCAUUUUAAUUUUUUAGUUCAUUAUCUCAGGGUUCCAUCUCUGUUUAAUCAGCUGCAGAAAUUUUGGAGGAUCUGGCAGGAAAGACACUGGACUUCUGAAAUGUGAUUAGAAAACUUUAUCUCCAUAUAUGGGGGGAGGGGUCAUUUUAAAAUAACGCUUAACAGUAAUAGUUCCCUGUGCUUUGGUAUUGGGAAGCAAAGUAUUCUGUGAAACUGAGCAAGCUGGAGAUAUUCUCUAGUGUAAGAGGCCCUAAUGUAAUGUUUAAAUGCAGGAAAAGCUAAUUGCUUGUAUAACUUUUAUUUUUGGAGUGAAAUUGAAUAUGGAUGGGUUGUCUGACUGUACUUUGGGUGAAGUUUUCAAUAAAAUGCAUUAAAAAAAAAAAA